Molecule: messenger RNA, 1419 nt
Organism: Emiliania huxleyi CCMP1516
Lineage: Eukaryota; Haptophyta; Isochrysidales; Noelaerhabdaceae
Exons: 4
Coding region: 1-1419 (472 amino acids)
Source: RefSeq, a predicted model, not a curated record
AUGCUCUCCCUGACGCUCACCGCCGCCUACGCACUGCUGCUCUCGCCCCUGCCGCCGCGAGCGCACACUGCGGGCGGCCCGCGCUGCGUCUCGGAGCCGCCGGAUACGAUCGAGGAGCGCACUAUCACGCCUAGCCCACCCGCACCGCCGCCGCUCCGCACUCCAGCGCCUCUGGCGGCAGACGCGCCGCCGCUUGCGCCGCCGCCGCAGACGCCGCCGCCGAGCUCCUUUCCGGUCGCACCGCAGCUCACUCUCUCAAAGUACGAGACGAUGCAGGGGCGGCGCGUGCGCGCAGUCCUCGCCUACGCCCCCGCCUUUGCACCGCUGGCUGCAGAGGUGACUGCGGCGCUCGGGAACGCGCUGCCAGACGUCAAGGUGCAGCGGGUGGCGGCGGCGCCAGAGGACCCGCGCGUGCCCUCCAUCUCUCUGCGAGUCGACGGCGUGCUCUGCACCUCCUCGACCGAGCCGGGCCGACUCUACCUGCCGCUCAGCCGGAUCGGCGUCGUGGUCGAGCGGGCGCGCCGCAAGCGCCGCCCGAAAGGGGACGCGUACACGUCGGCUGCGGGGCCGACGCGCGACCGGCGAGACAGCAAGCGGUUGGCGGAGGAGCUCGUCGGGCUGGAACUCUCCGAGACCUGGCACCCGGAGGAGCACCAGGAGCACCCGGUGGAGCAGCCCUCGCAGGAGGAGAGGCCGGUCUUCAGUGCGGCGCACUUUGCGGCGGACCUGCUCGCCGUCCUGGACGCAGAGGGCGUGGAGGAGACGGCGCUGGUGUGCCACUCGUUUGGAGGCACUGUGGGCGUGCACACCGCCUUUACUGCCCCCGAGCGCGUCACGGCGCUCGUCAUGGUUAGCACGACCUUUGGCCUCCUCUUCUCGGAGAGUGCUGAGGACCGGCUGCAAAAGGACUUUCUCGAAGCUUGGAACUUUGGCGGGAUGAAGCAGGAUUUCGACUACAGCAAGCUGCUCGCGCAAGUGCAGGGGCGGCUUUCGGACGACGCGCUGCGCGCGCGGCCCUUUGUCGACAUGGAUGGGCGCUUGCAGGCAGGCUGCUACCUGUGGAUGAAGAAGGCGCCAGAGGUGUGGAACCUGAGGACGCUGCUGCACCAGGCCAACGUGCAGGUCAAGGAGAUGGGAUGCAUGGCGCCGCCUCCCCGCUCCGCGGAGGAUCCCAUGCUCAAGAUUUACUACGAUGAGUCCAAGACAGACGCCGAGCUCCGCGAAAAGUUCUUGGGCCCAAUUACAUUCAUCUGUCCGGCGGAUGACGCGGCGGUGCCAUGGGAGUUUUGCGCGCUGAUGGCGGAGCGGCUCGGUGGAAGCAUCGAUGUGAUGGAGAGCAGCCUGGGCGACCACUCGGUAAUGAUGUUCUCCCCCGCCGAGUUCAACGCGAGCGUGCGCAACGCGCUUGAGAGGGCGUGA